AAUUCAAAAUCGAAAUCGAAAACACAAGAGAAGCGUUGCCCGGCUGAUUGCCCCUUUUUCGAAUUUUGCGGUUAGGGUUUUGGUGAGUGUGAGAUUGAGAUAGAGGGUUUUGCCUUUUCAAAUUUUCUUCUGCAGAUUCUCUUCUUCAGGAUCGUGAAUUAUCCGUGCCCAAUCUGGAUCUGUGCGCUUCUCCGCAUUGAUUUACCGGCGGCUUGUUUUUCAAUCGAGUUUUUCCACUGUUGCUGUUGUUACUACAGGGGAUUUAUGGUAUCGAGAUUCGGAGCGCGGGGGUUGUAAGUGGAGCCAUUGGCUGAAUUGGAGUGCUAUUUGUGUUGUCCCCUGAAUGCGCGGUGAAAAUGGAGGCCAUACUUACAGAAUGUGUGCGGAACAGCCUGGAGCACCUUCUGUAUCGAAAUGCCAUUUUCAUGUGCGAGCGCCUCUGCGCUGAGUUCCCUUCCGAGAAAAAUUUGCAGCUGCUCGCCAGCUGUUACUUGCGAAACAACCAGGCUCACUGCGCUUAUUACAUUUUAAAAGGAAAACAAGCAGCCCCAUGCCGCUACUUGUUUGCACUGUCUUGCUUUCAAAUGGAUCUAUUGAAUGAAGCAGAAGCAGCAUUAUCUUCUACUGACGUUCCAAAUGGUGCUGCUGGGCAUUACCUUCUUGGCCUUGUAUACAGGUAUACAGAUAGAAGGCAAAGAGCUAUCAAUCACUUCAAUCAAGCAUUAUCACUGGAUCCAUUACUUUGGGCUGCUUAUGAGGAACUCUGUAUAUUAGGUGCUGCUGAAGAAGCUUCUUCGGUAUUUGAUAAAGGAGCUUCUCUCUGCAUUCAGAAGCAAUAUCUAAAUCAUGGCUCAGGCACCCAGAGUCUGCAGACACCAAAUGAGGAUCAUGAUGGUGCUUCAAGCAGAACUUUAGGGUCAGAAGAUAUUAGUCCUAGGAAAUUAAAACAAAUGCAUGGAAAUAAUCUACGAGACAUAUCUGGAAACUAUCAUGGAACAACAAAUCAGCCAGUGACUGGUGUUCCAAUUGGCUUGCCAUUUUAUAGCACUCCUUCCCCAGUGACUACACAAGCACAGUUGUCUGGAGUUGCUCCACCUCCUUUAUGUCGAAAUGUGCAACCAAAUGGUCCAAACUUGAGAACAUAUGGAGCUGAUAGCACCCCACGAGCAACUGUGAACUCAAACAUUGCAGGACCCAGAAGAAAGUUUGUUGAUGAGGGAAAACUAAGAAAGGUAUCUGAGAGGCUAUUUUCUGAUUCUGGCCAGAGACGAAGCACACGACUUGCGGGUGAAUCAGUCAAUACAAACUCCAGUACAUCCAUAGUUUCUGGUAAUGGAACGAACCCAUCUUCUAAAUAUGUAGGGGGUCCUAAAUCAAGCUCUGUCACUACACGCUCUUUGACAAUCCGGAAAGGUCAGUCCUGGGCAAGCGACGCUACAUAUGAAGGUGCUCGUCACGACAUGGAUGAUGAGUCUAGAUUAAAUGCCACCACGUCAAGCUCAUCCCCACAUGGUGAUAAUAGAGCUGGACCAGAAGGAGAUGCCAGGUCCUCAGUUGCAGCUGUUCCAUGUAACUCAAAAGUCAUAGAUGGUGCUUCGGAUAUAUUAGCUCUAUUAAGGCUUCUUGGUGAAGGUUUCAGACUUUCCUGUCUUUGUAGAUGUCAGGAUGCACUGGAUACCUAUACCAAACUUCCACCAAAACACUAUAACACUGGAUGGGUGCUUUCUCAGGUUGGGAAAGCAUACUUUGAACUGGUUGAUUAUCUUGAAGCUGAUCAUGCCUUCACGCGUGCUCGUCAUUUCACUCCAUACAGUGUGGAAGGAAUGGAUAUAUACUCUACAGUUUUAUAUCAUUUGAAGGAAGACAUGAAGUUGAGUUACUUGGCUCAGGAGCUGAUAUAUACGGAUCGUUUAGCUCCUCAAACAUGGUGUGCGAUGGGAAAUUGCUACGGCUUACAGAAAGACCACGAAACUGCUCUAAAGAAUUUCCAGCGAGCUGUGCAAUUAAAUUCAAGAUUCGCAUAUGCUCACACCUUAUGCGGUCAUGAAUACGUGGCCCUGGAGGAUUUUGAAAACGGUAUCAAGAGCUACCAGAGUGCACUCCGGAUAGAUCCAAGACACUAUAAUGCCUGGUAUGGCCUCGGCAUGAUAUAUCUCCGGCAAGAAAAGUUCCAGUUCUCUGAGCAUAAUUUCCGGGUGGCUUUCCAAAUCAAUCCCUUUUCCUCUGUCAUAAUGUCGUAUCUCGGAACUGCGCUGCAUGAAUUGAGGAGAAACAGCGAAGCUCUGGAGAUGAUGGAUAGGGCUAUUUUGGCCGACAGGAAGAACCCUUUCCCACUGUAUCAAAAGGCGAACAUCCUGGCGAGCAUGGAAAAUCUCGACGGCGCGCUGGCCGUGUUGGAGGAGCUGAAAGAGUCGGCGCCGCGGGAGAGCAGUAUCUAUGCGUUGAUGGGCCGCAUUUACAAGCGCAAAAAUAUGCACGGCAAGGCCAUGCUCCACUUCGGGCAAGCUCUCGACCUGAAGCCGUCGGCAACUGAUGUUGCGUCUAUUAAGGCUGCUAUCGAAAAGUUACAUGUGCCCGAUGAGCUAGACGACGAAGAGUGUUGAAUUAAAUUUUAUAAUAACAUCGAACGAUUGAUCAAAUUUGGUGAAGCUGCCUACGCCUGUGGCGGGCAGUUGGUUCCGCUCGGAUUUGUCUGUGUCCCGGGCGGGCAAAUGAUCGGCAUGUCGGUUGCUGUUGUUUGAGUUUUUGGGUUGCAGAGGACGAACAAAUAAUAAGAGAUGAGAUGACAUGAAACGGAGCGUUGUAAGAAAGGUUAGAGAAGAAUUAGAGAUCAUUCAACAAAUCAAGAACUCAUUGUCUGUAUGUAUAUCUUCUUGAUCUUUCGUCUAAUUGGAAUUAUUAUAUCUUCACAUAGAGAGAUUCAUGUAAUCAAAUCAUGUAUUUCUUUUU
This is a messenger RNA of Andrographis paniculata, 2949 nucleotides long. RefSeq names its product cell division cycle protein 27 homolog B. The record is from RefSeq and is a predicted model, not a curated record. The transcript is spliced from 16 exons. Bases 357 to 2603 code for a protein of 748 amino acids. Gene Ontology annotation, biological process: cell division. NCBI's taxonomy places the organism in Eukaryota, Viridiplantae, Streptophyta, Magnoliopsida, Lamiales, Acanthaceae. Gene Ontology annotation, molecular function: protein binding.